This is a messenger RNA of Stylophora pistillata, 1223 nucleotides long. Its product is annotated as protein CEBPZOS. NCBI's taxonomy places the organism in Eukaryota, Metazoa, Cnidaria, Anthozoa, Scleractinia, Pocilloporidae. The record is from RefSeq and is a predicted model, not a curated record.
GAAGAUGUUAUGAAUGCAAACACGCGAAAACAUGGCCGGCAAGUCUGGUUGGAGAAGACUCUUUAAAGCAGCAAUUGUUGGAGAAGUGGUGCUCUUGAUAGGAUCUUAUAGGGUAUGGCAUCAAAUGAACACAAGUAGAGAUUACAGAAAGUGGAUGGAUGACAACUACCCUGCCAUUCUGGAAGGCUUCUACAGAUCAGCAGAGUUGGGUGGUUAUAGUGGAGCACGUGAGGCUGAUGCCGAGGCUUGGGGGAAGUAGAGUGCUUUCCUGAUAAGAUCAAGGAGACUCUAAACAGCCAGUGUCAACUGCACUGCGCAUAGUCAGUUGUAUCAAUCAAGGAACAAGAAACUGAAAAUCAUUCCCAGUUGAACUGGAGUGAGCUACUUAAAAUGAGCCUCUUUUUGGACAAUUGCAUGAAGAAUAAGAAACUGCCAAACUGGAUAAAGUCUGGACCAAAAGUACUCAAAGCUACAAGAAAAAUCAAUUAGCUUGUGUAGAUUAAGAAUAUUUAAAAGAAACAGGUAUAAGAGAAAGCAAUGAUCAGAAAAUGCAACUGUUUAAAAAUGUUGAUGCUCUUUCUUUGGAAUAUUUCCUCUAAACAGAACACCAUUCGCUUUAGCCAGGUGAUGAGGAUGAUAAGGUAUGCCAGAUUUCGCACAUUGAAAAUAGUAAAACAAAAUCAAAUAAGCUGAACCCACCAAGUGAAGUGAAAGUCAUUUGGAGAGAAAAGUCACAAACACCAGUCACUUCAUUGUCCCACAUCAACACUUUAUUUCAAAGAAUAUUAUAUUCAACUUUCACCAAUCAUUAGCCCUUUGAUCCCUAACAGUGACUAGUAUCUAAUUUCUCCUUACAAUAUCACCCCUAAAUCAAACAUUAAGGUCACGAGAAUAAAGGAAAUGAUCACCAACCAAAAAAAGGUCUUGAUGGUUCAACGAAUUCUCAUAGUUAGCACCUUAAGAAAUCUCUGGAGAACAGUAUGGAGAAUAUGCAUACUGAUGUAAGGAUUAGAGAGUUAACUUGAGGCAUUGGAUGGACUGACUAGCUUGGGGUGGGCCUGAGAGUGAUGCAGACGAAGGAUCUGUCUAUCAAGUCUUAAAAUACAAAGCUUAUAAACCCUUCUUACUGAAGUUAUAAAACUCAAUUAUUGUUUAACAUGUUCUUCAGAACUGGUUAGAGUCUUAAGGGAGACUCGUGAAUGAAUAUAUGACUUCAUGCUUGA